CAUCUACGUGUAAAGUUUAUGAUUUAUUGUUACGAACAAUCAAGCGUAUACUAUAACGCGUUUAUCUUUGAGAUACGUAAAUGUAAUCAUGUUAAGUGCACAUAAUUUUGGUUGAUUCUCAACCGACGUAGUGUUCGUCCCUUGCACUCGCUGCUGCGACUCCCUGAUUGUUUACACUACACAAGAUAAGACGUAUAAUAAUGAAGCGUUAUUAUAAUUACUAUGGAAAGAUAGACGUAGGCAAUACAAAUGACAAUAAAACUUUGACUUCCUUCGUAAUUUAACUUUAAAAUGUGAUAAACUAUGAACAUCAAGAUAAAAACGCGCGUCAAACGAUCGUUCAACUUGAGCCUAGUUAAUGGAAAAUGAUCAUACUUUUUCGUAAAAUGGGAUUCAGGAUGACCGGUACAGAAGAAACGGAACCUCUGAUUGCAUCGACGAGUCCAACAACGCCAACGGGAUCCGGAAAACACAGAGCUUCUUACCGAUCGUUGAAUCAUGAUAAAAAUUCAUCAUCCGCAGCUGCAUCGAAGCAUAAUGGUGAGACAAAUUCUGAGGUUGCGGUAUGCCUUGAAAAAAUGGGUUCAGGGUCAAAAGUUGACCGUACACUCGAUAAAAUUACUUACACCUGGAGUGACGUAAACGUGUAUGUUACGGCAAAGAAACAGAGAUUAUUCGAACGGAUUGUGAAGGGAAGAAAACCCGUCGAACUUAAACAUAUUCUCAAAGAUGUAUCCGGUGUCGCAUAUCCGGGGGAGUUGUUGGUGAUAAUGGGAUCUUCAGGUGCUGGAAAAACGACGCUUUUGAACGCGUUGACCUUCAGAUCUCCGCAGGGGGUUACCGUAUCUGGAAUACGAGCUGCGAAUGGUCGUAGAGUUACAUCAAGCGUUCUCACAUCCAGGACAGCUUACGUCCAACAGCAUGAUCUCUUCAUCGGUACCCUCACUGUCAAAGAGCAUCUAGUUUUCCAAGCCAUGGUUCGCAUGGAUAGGCACAUACCUUACCGCCAUCGAAUGCUUAGGGUUGAUGAGGUCAUAGCUGAGCUGGCGCUUACAAAAUGCAGGAAUACGGUGAUUGGAAUACCAGGAAGAGUGAAAGGGCUUUCAGGGGGUGAAAUGAAGAGGCUAUCAUUCGCUUCGGAAUACCUCACAGAUCCUCCGCUCAUGUUUUGUGACGAACCUACCUCUGGAUUAGAUUCUUUCAUGGCACACCAGGUCGUUUCGGUUCUGAAAAAUUUAACAGCUGGCGGUAAAACUAUCAUUGCAACUCUCCAUCAACCGUCUUCAGAGCUAUUCGCACUUUUUGACAGAAUUCUUCUCAUGGCUGAAGGUAGAGUAGCUUUCAUGGGGACUUCUGAACAAGCCUGCACAUUUUUCAAAGGAUUGGGGGCAGCUUGUCCAAGCAAUUAUAAUCCAGCGGAUUAUUUCAUCCAAGUAUUGGCGGUUGUUCCUGGUCGCGAAGCAUCGUGUCGUCAAGCGAUAAACAGCGUUUGCGACGCCUUCCAGAAAAGCGAGAACGGUGUCAAAAUGGCUUUAGAAGCCGGAACCGUCGACGGUGAAUUCGAGGAAUCUAUAAUGGACCUAAAACUAUCAUCCGCUGGUAGAUCACCCUAUAAAGCUUCUUGGUGCGAACAAUUUCGCGCUGUUUUAUGGCGUUCGUGGCUUUCCGUGAUCAAGGAGCCGAUGUUGAUCAAAGUCCGGUUUUUGCAGACACUCAUGGUGUCGUUGCUCAUCGGCGUUAUAUAUUUCGGACAGAAAUUAGACCAAGAUGGCGUGAUGAACAUAAACGGAGCUCUCUUCAUUUUUCUAACUAAUAUGACCUUCCAGAACGUCUUCGCGGUGAUAAACGUGUUCUGCGCCGAGUUACCAAUAUUCUUGCGUGAGCAUCGCAAUGGGAUGUACAGAACGGACGUUUACUUCAUUUGCAAGACUUUGGCGGAAACGCCGGUUUUCAUAGCGGUUCCUCUUCUAUUCACGGUGAUCGUUUACCCUAUGAUCGGUCUGUACCCUGGGGUAGAUCACUUUCUCAUUACAGCAGGAAUAGUAACGUUGGUUGCGAACGUCUCAACUUCUUUUGGUUACCUCAUCUCAUGUGCAAGCUCCAGCAUCACCAUGGCAUUGUCGAUCGGUCCUCCAGUAAUAAUACCAUUUUUAUUGUUCGGCGGAUUUUUUUUGAACAAAGCAUCUGUCCCAAUUUAUUUCGAAUGGUUCUCCUAUUUAUCCUGGUUUCGUUACGGAAACGAAGCCCUCCUCAUUAACCAGUGGGCGGAAGUUGAUUCGAUUGCAUGUACUCGAAGCAAUGCAACAUGCCCGAGAACUGGACACGUUGUUUUAGAAACUUUGAAUUUUACCCAGGACGAUUUCUGGCUCGACAUCGUGAGUCUUUUUACUCUGAUCGUAGUUUUCCGAUUACUUGCGUUCUUCGCUCUACUAUUGAAGACUUUUAGAGAAAAAUAGCGUGUUUAAACUUUUUUUUUUCGAGCCGUCUUCACGGUGUUUAUGAAGCAAUAACAAUUAUACUUUCCACUUAUAGCAUGUAAAAUAAUAUACGAUUUGGUUUGUAAAUUGAUAUAAAAACAAAAUGUAUGUAUAGUAUUUUACCGAUACAUGAACAAAAAAUUCAUAAUAAAUAAAUAUUUUGUAUAGAAAUCACAAAAAUGAUAAUGAUAAUAAGAUGACAGAGGUCUAAUAAAAAAGCUCAUACUAAUGUAAAGUAUAGCUAAUAAACGGUGUACAGUAUAAAUAAUAGAUAACCCCGAUGUAGGUGUUCCAAAAAUAAUAUCUGUCUAGUGUUUGCAGAUAAAGUCCAUUACUACUCAUGUAAAUAAUUUAUUUGAUUAAUUACUAUUAUUAUCAUUUCGCGCUCCAGUGCAAUAAAGGUCGUCUGCCCCUGAUACGUUCUUCGUGUGCCCUGCAAUGUGGCCGGCAAUAUUUUUUUUCCCAUGACAUAACCAGUUGCCACGGAUAUCGUGACACAGCUUUGCUCGUGGGAAAAAAAGGUAGAAGUCAUUCAAGCUAUGCGACAUAAGCGAGCCGCAACCGACGAACUGACUACCGUUCAGCGGUGGCGCGUUUUCUGUUGAGUAAAAUAAUGAUAUAACGAAUAUUCAAUGAUUCU
This is a messenger RNA of Athalia rosae (coleseed sawfly), 3117 nucleotides long. It is a transcript of the gene w, whose product is annotated as protein white. NCBI's taxonomy places the organism in Eukaryota, Metazoa, Arthropoda, Insecta, Hymenoptera, Athaliidae. The record is from RefSeq and is a predicted model, not a curated record. Gene Ontology annotation, cellular component: plasma membrane. The coding region runs from base 366 to 2456 and encodes 696 amino acids. The transcript has 13 exons. Gene Ontology annotation, biological process: transmembrane transport. Gene Ontology annotation, molecular function: ABC-type transporter activity; ATP hydrolysis activity; ATP binding.